Molecule: messenger RNA, 1488 nt
Organism: Moneuplotes crassus
Lineage: Eukaryota; Ciliophora; Spirotrichea; Euplotida; Euplotidae
Source: the annotation of a GenBank genome assembly
AUGUGGAAAUAUGGAAUCUUCCAUUUUGCUAUCCUCUUCUCAGCCUUUUGGCUGUUUGGAUGGCUUUAUGGUGUAAUUGUUUUGAUUGUUUUUGUAAACGUUGCUGAUUACCUUCUGAGCCUUUUUGGCUACACAAGGCUAAACUACGGAGAUUUAAUGAUCUUCUUGGAGAAACCAGGCACUAAGAAUAACCUUGCUGGAUAUUUCACAAUUGAAAAGCCCAUAGAUUUCGAGACAUUCAAAGAGAAAAUGUACGAAGACGCAGUCAAGAAACUUAUGAAGAUGCGAUCAAGAGUUGUUAAUAAGUUUGGAAUUUAUAUGUGGCAGGAUCUUGGAGAUGAGGUAGGCAGAAAGCAACUCAAGAAAUGACAAGCCAAGCUGUCAACGGAAGAUGACCUCAGGAAUUAUAUACAGAAGAAAAGCAACCGUAAAAUGGACUAUUCAAAGCCUUUAUGGGAGUUUGAGUUUCUAGAAGACUUUAAUGAUAAAGAAUCAGCUCUUUUGGUCCAAUUCCACCAUGCUUUUGCUGAUGGAGGUGCCUUCUUGUCCCUUUGGUCGUGCCUAAAUGAUGAAGAUAAGAGAUGCAAAAUUGACAAGAAGUUUCCAAAAUUCAAUAUCCUUGUGCAUAUUUUCUUCUUAUUUUUCGGACCGCUCUAUUGCUUGUAUAUUGUGAUCAUCUACACCUCGUACAAGACGGAUGGAGAGGCUGCAAAGAUAAGAGAGCUGACAGGAGAAGAUACUCGUGGUACAAAAUUUUUCGCCUCCAACGAAAGAUUAUCUUUCCCUGAGUUGAAGGUCUGCUACAAGAGAAAAUGUACAGGAAACACGAAAAUCACGUUCAAUGAUUAUGUACUUGGAGUUGUUUCGAAAUCAUUAGAUAAGUGGUAUAAAGAGCAUGGGAUCACAGGCGCAAAAUCUAUCAGUACAUUUGUAUCGGUAAACACCAGACCUCUACCAAAAUCAAUGGAGGAAGCCACCCUAUUCAACGAAAGUGUCGGAAUGAAAUUCAUGCUACCAAUGAGAGAAGAUUUUGAUACAGCUAUUAAGGACGCAAAAACCUCAUUCCGCAAGAACCUUGGCAUGACUGCUAUUCUCUCCUUAAAUAAAUUUGCUUUGACAUUCCCUUACCUACCGGAGUUUGCAACAAGAUUACUGGGAGGAUUAGUAUUUGAUGAUGUAGAUUUGGUGUUCUCCAACGUGCCAUUCUCUACAGAUCCCUGGUAUGUGUGUAGCAAGAAGGUAAACAGAAUUGCUGCCUUCUCCAACGUGUAUUACAACUGGAAGGUGUUCUUCGUUGUCACUACUUACAGAGAUGAACUCAUGAUCACUGCAAUGGCCAAUGACAAGCUUAAAAUGAACACUCAGAAGCUAAUACAAGCAGCAAUUGAUAUUCUUAAAACUGAGAUUCAGGAAUAUGGUACUAAAGGAACUAAGGUGCAUCUAAAGCAAGAUUAAUAAAUGACGUAUUCAAACGACCACCACCACAAC